Saprolegnia parasitica CBS 223.65 is the source of this 591-nucleotide messenger RNA. RefSeq lists its product as hypothetical. NCBI's taxonomy places the organism in Eukaryota, Oomycota, Saprolegniomycetes, Saprolegniales, Saprolegniaceae. Bases 1 to 591 code for a protein of 196 amino acids. The transcript has a single exon. The record is from RefSeq and is a predicted model, not a curated record.
AUGUACCAGCAGCACUCUGACUUUCACAACAUGAUGGCGCCACUGCCCUUCGCGUCGUCGGCGCCGACGCCGCAGUAUACGCGGCCGUCCAUCGACCUCCACUGCAUGCAAUCGACGAUCGAUGCGCUGCUCGAGUCGGACAUUCAUGACACACCGCGCAUCUCGUCGUCCGCGGUGGCGCCGUACCAUACCGACACGAUCGCGUUCCUCGCGUCGCAUCCGCCAGUGCUCAAGCCGUCAAUCUCGGCCGCCAUGAAGGCGUCGUACCACGAAGCGGUCACGUCCCAAGCCAAGUCGGGUGAGUUCAUCCCUGACGACGCGCGCUGCAAGUACAAGACGGGUCGGUGCCCGCUCAAGCGCGCGACGAAGCGGUCGGGCCGGCCCCUCCUUCUGUGCGAGUACCACCGCAUCAAGCAGAACAGCAUCAAGCGCAAGAGUGACACCAAGUACCGUCAGAACCGCAAGCUCGCGCGGGCACAGAAGAAGAUGCACGGCGAUCUCGGGAGCCCGUCGGGGUCGAGCGACAGCGGGACGCCCACGGCGAGCCUCGAAGGCGACGACAUUGAACUGCUCUCUUACUUUAUCUUAUAA